Molecule: messenger RNA, 4582 nt
Organism: Sceloporus undulatus (fence lizard)
Lineage: Eukaryota; Metazoa; Chordata; Lepidosauria; Squamata; Phrynosomatidae
Gene: SPRED1
Product: sprouty related EVH1 domain containing 1
Exons: 6
Coding region: 445-1689 (414 amino acids)
Biological process (GO): multicellular organism development; negative regulation of MAPK cascade
Cellular component (GO): membrane
Molecular function (GO): protein kinase binding
Source: RefSeq, a predicted model, not a curated record
CUUGGAGGAGGAAAAGAGGAGGGAGUCUUGCUCCGAACAGAAGGAGGAGGAGGAGGAGAGCCUUGCUCGGAGGAGGAGGAGGGAAAGAGCCUUACUUGGAGGAGGAAGAGCAGAGCCUUGCUCUGGGGAGAGAGUGUGGGGCCGAGGAAGGCCAGGAGGCGCUGGGGGCUGCCUGGGAGCCCUCGAGUGCCGAGGAGGAGUUACUCCAACUCCGGUCGCCUUCCUUUCCCCGCCAGAGGAGCCAGUGAGGAGGAGGGCUGCUGCUCCUUCCUAUUGGGGGGUCGGACCCCCAGCCCCUCGCCCAGCCAUCCAGCGCAGGGCCUUGGCGUCGGGGCCCCAGGAUGAUGAUGGUGGCGUUGGCGAGGCUCCCUUCUUGGCUGCGCCCCUUCUGCUGCGCCCCUUUGCUGCUCCAUCCCGGCCUCGGAGCGCGGCGGUGAGGGAAAGAUGAGCGAAGAGGCGGCGGAUGGCAACCACGAUAAUAGUUAUGCCCGUGUGCGAGCUGUGGUGAUGACCCGUGAUGACUCAAGUGGUGGAUGGUUACCACUUGGAGGGGGCGGAAUAAGCUGUGUCACCGUUUUCAAAGUCAUUCACCAGGAGGAAAAUGGCUGUGCUGAUUUUCUUGUACAUGGGGAGCGUCUCAGGGAUAAAACGGUGGUUUUGGAGUGUACGUUAAAGAAAGACCUUAUUUACAAUAAAGUUACACCAACUUUCCACCACUGGAAGAUUGAUGACAAAAAAUUUGGCCUCACAUUUCAAAGUCCUGCUGAUGCAAGAGCAUUUGACAGAGGCAUUCGUAGGGCAGUAGAAGAUAUCUCUCAAGGUUGUCCACCAUCACAUGAUGAAACUGAAGUGCCUGCAGAAGGCUUUCCAGCAAUUCCAGAAAAUGCAUCAAGUUUGUUAAUGAAAGAUCAUCUCUUCCAACCUGAACCUAUAGUGAGUAGUGAUCCUUACAAAAGCUUAAGUAUAAGGCCAUCAACCUUUGAAGAUUUGAAUUCAAGAAGAUCGUACUUCCACAGCCAGUCCAACCAGAUACCCUCGAAACCAAUCAGAAAUGUCAGUUUUCAGGAUGAAGAAGAAAUUGUUCGAAUAAAUCCUCGCGAUAUCUUAAUACGCCGCUAUGCAGACUAUAGGCACCCGGACAUGUGGAAAAAUGACUUGGAUAGGGAUGAAGCAGACUCCUCUUUGCAGUGUCCUAAAACAGACCAUAAAAAAUCAGACUAUCUCUACCCCUCUGGGGAUGGAACUAAGUUGAAUUCAUUGAAAGAUUCAAAGAGUUCUGUGGUACUUAAAACACAACCUUCCUCUUUCAAACUGAAAAAAUCGAAGAGAAGGAAAGAGGAUGGUGAGCGGUCUCGCUGUGUCUACUGCCAGGAAAGGUUUAAUCAUGAAGAGAACAGCCGGGGCAAAUGCCAGGAUGCUCCAGACCCAAUUAAGAGAUGCAUAUACCAAGUUAGCUGCAUGCUUUGUGCUGAGAGCAUGCUCUAUCACUGCAUGUCAGACUCUGAGGGGGAUUUCUCUGACCCCUGUUCCUGCGACACUACCGAUGACAAGUUCUGCUUACGAUGGCUGGCUCUUGUUACUUUGUCCUUCAUUGCACCAUGUAUGUGCUGCUACCUGCCCUUGAGAGCAUGCCACCACUGUGGUGAGGUCUGUGGAUGUUGUGGAGGAAAACAUAAAGCUGCAGGAUGAAUCCAAUCUGAUGCCAAAUUGGGGCUGAUAAGUCUUUUCAGGGAGAAUAUCUAACCUGCGGAAGUGUUUGGCAAGCAGAAGGGAAGCCUAUCAUGUACGAAAGGCCAAUUGUGGAAGAAGCAUUAGAACUUGUUGCAUUUUAUGAAUGCUCACCAUGCGUGAUGAUCUGCUUUAAGUCCAUGGUGUAAGUUGUGGAUAAGUUCCAGCGAAAGAAAAGUCUUUACUUAUGAUUGGCAGUUGAAAUACCGUAUAAACAGCAGUCCAUAUUAUAAGGGAUCAACUUCAGCAAUUUGUACAUUUUGUGGUUUAGGUGAUGGGAGCUCUUUGAAAUAAUCUAUUUGACAGAAAAUGGAACUAAACCUGCACUAGCGAGAGCUGAUUGAAACUAAAGAAAGUUAAUAAAUUGGCAACUCUUCAGAAAUUAUAUUGAUUUUAAGUGCAACUAAACUGCUUAUAAAUAGUUUUUGGAAGCAACUUUAUGUACAAAUAACAAAGAUUUAUAUUUAACUAAAUAUAUGGUACGAAUUAUUAAAUCUUCCUUCCCCUUUCCAAUUGCAAAGCAGUUAUGGACCAUAUUUGCAGUCACAUUCCAUAAUAGUAUUUCUCAAUAUUUAACUAGUUAACUUAGUAGCAUUUCUAUUAAAGAUGGAGAAAUCAGUAUUUUCAGUCUUGUUUCACUUCAAUUAAAUUUUUAUAUUGCGUUCCCUCUGUACAUUCUUGUAAUCUAAACACCCUUAAAAUAUUAAUUAUUGUAGCCUUGAAUGACCAAUGUUUUGUUAAGCACAGGUAUAAUUGUCGAAUGCUCUUACAAAAAUAUCUAUCUCUCUCUCCCACACACACACACACAUAUAUGAGAGACUCUGGUUUCAGUGUAAUGGCAAGGGUUGUUGUUUAUUUCCCUCUCUCUCAACCAGCAGUUUUUCUUCUCAAGUUUCCUUCAAAUGUUGUUGUCAAAUGUUUGGGAAAGGAAAAUUACCAGAUGGUAAUUGUCAUAAGAUACAUAUUUAUCCUUCUGUUCAGCUUGAUAUCAGGUGUUGUUAAUUGAGGGAACAAAAAAUGUUUCAUUAUUUUAUUUGGCUUAGCAAAAAUUAAAAACAUUCUGUAUGACAAACUGUAGCCCAAUUUCAGGGAGAAAAAUAGGCAGAAUUCUUGUGAAUGAAAGUGAGUUUUGUUGUAUAUUAAUGAUGAAUGUUUAACUUAACAUUUGGCUGUGUGUUCUAAAUAUGAAGUACAACUUUUGAGGAAUUCCUAUGUGUCAUACAUCACAUGGUAUAACAACAUAACUGAACAUACAGGUUUAUUAAUAAAAUUAUCUAAAGCUGUGGAGAAGUCAUUUAUUCAAGAAGGUUAAUGGGUGGAGGCUGAAAGAUUAAAAUGUCUUUACUAUGUAUUUUCCAUUAACAUAAUCUCACAUUUUUCUUUUUAAUUUCUACACAUUUUUCUCAGCAAACUAUGUGCAUUAGUUUAUUUUCUCCUAAACAUCAUAUUCAGUCACAGGAAUCCCUCACCACCACCCUUUUCCAGAGCCCAGGUAUCAAACUGAAAAACUGUAUAUAACACUAUCUGUAAAAUACUUUUAUAAAGAAAGCAUUUAUAUUUAUAUGACAGCUUGAACUGACAACCUUGUGUACAUAGAUCAUCUUGAAGUAUUAUUUCACAUUGAAAAGAAGACAAAUAUAUUGAUAACUAUAGAAGUUAACAGCUUCUUUCUAGUUUUGUACUUAAAAAACUCAAAUGGAUAAACUAAGUCAGCAAAUAGAACACUGUAGCAGCAGUCUUUAAGUCCUUUUUAUUCUUCAUAUAUUUGAAGGCUGCUACUUGAUAUGGCUUUCAUGCUUCACAUAUUCAGCUAAACUUGGUUGCUUAGAAAGACUGUUAACAUUUACCCCAAAAAGCAAAAGGGGAGAAGUAAUGUGUAUUUCAUUGGUGACCUGAGGAUUGCAUCUUGUAAAUAGCGUUUUUUAAAAAAAAAUCUACUUUUCAUUUUAAAAAAAGGAGCAUGGUAUCAACAACCCAGGAAAAGAACUUGCUGGCUUUGGAUAUAUGUGUGUAUGUGUGUUGUAUGUACACACAUAUAUAUGUGCACAUUGGGAAAAGGCAAGCCUAACCAAUUCUUAUGAGCAUUAGUCAGUGUGGUGCAACUCCUGGUACCUGUAAUGUAUUUCAUAUGAAGUAAUACAUGCUUUAAUAUUUUUCCUCAAUAUGUACAUUGCUAUUUUCAGUGUAUUUAACCACUUUGCUGCUAAAGUUUUACUGUCCUUAGUCUUGAAUAAAUAUUAUUCUUAUUUCAUUUUAUUUUUAAAUACAGAUUAAUAAGGAUAUUAGGAUAUAAUUGGGCAAGAUUUCCACUGAACUAAUUUGAAAUAAUCUAACUGGUUCAAUAACUUGAUUGUGUAUAUUGUGUGAUGUCGGCCAUAUAUCUGCAUGUAUGUGCUGGUUUUGACUUUUUGCUUUAUAUGGGGAAAUUCUUAACUAAUGGUGGCCAACUCACAAAUCUGAUGAACAUACCAAAUUGCCUUGUUAUAGGGUAACACCAGUCGUCCUUCCACGUUAGUACUUUCUGUGCAAGACAAGCAAUGGUAUCCUGAGAUUCCAGGCUUGCUACCAGAGCUUUUAUGGUAUAGGUUGAGUCUCCCUUAUCCAAAAUGCUUGGGACCAUAGGUGUUUUGUUUUCAUUUUGUUUUUGUUUUUUAUUUUGGAAUACCUUUAUUUGCAUAUACUUACAUAAUGAGAAAUCUUGGAACUGGGACCCAACUCUAAACAAGAAAUUCCUUUAUGUUUCAUUUACACCUCACACACAUAGCCUGUAGCAGGGACAGAGCCAGGAUUUUGGGAAGGGGGCAGCACACACCAUUCAUUGUAUCUAACGGAAGGGGGGUCCGGACACACCCCC